ACAGGGUGGCUUAUGCCUAAGAAGGGCUGGUAGUCGGUGUAUGGACCAAUGCUUGUUUGUUUAGGCAUUGUUGGCGACCGAAUCCCGAGCGAAGCAAUUGUUAAAAACCUGAAUUUCCCGUCUGUGUGUAUUGAUUUUUGGUGCGCAGAGGCGUUGCUUGAACGUUAUUUGAACUCCUAGACAUUCCAAGGGGCAAAAGCACUUUGGAAAAACGUGCAAGACUGCAUGUUACUUUGGUUCUCUGCUGACACGCCGAGUCAGUUCUCUGACUGUGCGCCGGCCUGUCAAUCACCGGGAGCCGCAACAGCCAGCACAUGGCAGAGGGUGGCGGGCGUGCUGGCCAGCGGCCCGCCCCGCUCCACUCUCCGCCCGGCGGCUGAGCGCGCUAUGCGUCCCAGUGCCUGGAAAGAAAGGCAAAUUAAUGUGUUUUUUCUCUCUAAUCGUCUGUAGCAGGCAUUUCGGCGGAGCAGGAGGGUCAGAGAACUGGGAGUGAGCGCUGCCCGGGAGAGGCUGACCUGCCAGGACCGGAGUUCCGGGGACGCCGUGCCCCCUCUUGCCCAGCGUGCGGGAUCGGGAAGGGGUUUCGAUCUGCGCGGGGGUCAAGGGACGACGCCCCGUCUCUUCCCAUGAGAAGGACCCCCAAACCUCGCUCCCUACACCAUCACCCUUAAAAAAGCGGGUUAAAAAAACCCACCCCCACCCCCCGGGAGCUGCGGCCUCCGCCUCGCUGGCGAGUGCUCCCGUCCUCGCCGCGGCCUGCCCCGCUCCUUGACCGGCCCGUAGACACCGGUUCGAGCCCUUUCCCGGGCGCCGAGGAGUCUCGAACGUCCGUGACGUGGAUUUUCACUCGUCGGGAGGCCGCUUCUGCUAACCUUCCGGCGAGGAGCGAUUGGAACCCAAGUACUCUCGUCGGAGCCGCUGGCCUUUCACGCGCUCCCCCCACCCCCGCCGCUCCCGGCUCGCUUUCAGAGCCCUCUCGAAGGGAUUUAUUCUUUCUGGUUCUCGGAAGGGGGCCGCCGGAGAAAAGCCCCAGAGGCGGAUGUUACUGAGCGGCGCGGCGAGCGCGAGCCGUGAGAGGUGUGCGCCCGGCCGCGCGGAGUCCCCGGGGGGCUGUCCCCUGCAGCCGGAAGGGGGCCGCGGGGAGCGCUCCUGCGCUGCCGCGGCGGAGGCCGCGGGCCGGCUUGCCGCGGGUCGGGCCAUGUCUCCGCGCCCUGCCCGCCGCGGUUGAUGCGGCGCGCGCACGCUGCUGCCGCACCGGGACCCGGGCCGGGCCGCGCGCCGGGACCCCACGCCGCCGCUCCAGCUUAGAGGGCGCAGCUCCACCGUCUUAACUGGCAAUGGGGCGACGCUCCUCUGCAGCCCCUGCCCCCGGCUCCGUGCUUCCCGGAGCCUUAGGAACCCAGCUCUCCCUUUAACGUAGGGGCAGACCUUUAUAACCACUCCUGCCGGGCGAUUGCUUUUGGCGCCUCUGUCAGCUCUGAAGGCUCUUCCCGAUCUGUAAGAAAUCGUGGUGGGAUACGCAAAAAUGUUUUGGAAAUCCACGGUGAUCCUUAGGAUGUGAUGAGAUUGUCCGAAAAGCCUUUCUUGGAAUUGGACUUUGGCCAGGACCCCAGCAUCAAUCUAAUCUGCUGAUGAAGGAGAUCAUUACCAGGAUUUCAGAUGAAUGCCAGGUUUCCACUGAUCGCCAGAAUUCGAGAUCACUCCACAUGGAUCCCCAAAAUCAACAUGGCAGUGGCAGUUCAUUAGUUGUGAUCCAGCAGCCUGCAGAUAGCCGCCAGAGGUUGGACUAUGAGAGAGAGAUUCAGCCUGCUGCUAUUUUGUCCUUAGACCAGAUCAAGGCCAUCAGAGGCAGCAAUGAAUAUACAGAAGGGCCGUCAGUGGUGAGAAGACCUGCUCCUCGAACAGCACCAAGACAAGAAAAGCAUGAAAGAACUCAUGAAAUCAUACCAAUUAAUGUGAAUAACAACUAUGAGCAUAGACCUACAAGCCACCUGGGACAUGCAGGACUCCCAAAUAAUGCCAGAGGCCCCAUUUUGAGCAGAUCGACCAGUACCGGCAGUGCAGCCAGUUCUGGGAGCAAUAGCAGUGCCUCUUCUGAGCAGGGACUCUUAGGAAGGUCCCCAGCAGCCAGGCCGGGCCCUGGUCAUAGAUCUGAAAGGGCAGUCCGGACCCAGCCCAAGCAACUGAUCGGGGAUGACUUGAAGGGUUCCUUUAAAGAGGACCGGACACAGCAUAAGUUCAUUUGUGAACAGUGUGGGAAGUGCAAGUGCGGAGAAUGCACAGCUCCCAGGACCCUGCCAUCUUGUCUGGCCUGUAACCGUCAGUGCCUUUGCUCUGCUGAGAGCAUGGUGGAGUAUGGAACCUGCAUGUGCUUAGUGAAGGGCAUCUUCUACCACUGCUCCAAUGACGAUGAAGGGGAUUCCUACUCGGAUAAUCCUUGCUCCUGUUCACAGUCACACUGCUGCUCUAGGUACCUGUGUAUGGGAGCCAUGUCUCUGUUUUUACCUUGCUUGCUCUGCUAUCCUCCUGCUAAGGGAUGCCUGAAGCUGUGCAAGGGGUGUUAUGACUGGAUCCAUCGCCCAGGGUGCAGAUGUAAGAACUCCAACACUGUCUAUUGUAAGCUGGAGAGCUGCCCCUCCCGGGGCCAGGGCAAACCAUCAUGAUUUUGGGAGGUGGGUUGGACCUCCUGAACUUUUAGCUUUCAAGCUGUGGCUGUUAUAAAAAGAUCCUCUUGGUUACUUGUUUUAUUUUCUUUACAGUUUUUCCUGACUUUCUUCCCCAAUUUCCAAGGUUUGACUCACGGAUUUUAUACUCUUUAAAUGGAUGAUCUCCAGUGAGAGUGGACCAUGAAACUGAGCUGGCUCUCACGUGUGACAGGAGCUUUUGCCACCCACUCGAGAGGGUCUUGAAAGCCAGUGGGCUUCUGUAUAGCCUUUGUGUUCUGCAGGCAACUUUUCAAAGUUGUGCACAUGAACAUACCCAGACACACACACCCAGACUACAGUGAUUUUAGAGCUGUUUUUGAUUUGGGAACUCUGGGAGUACCAAAAUUGAGUUUCAAAGAAGCACCAUUUAAUUGCUUAAAGCUAUGUAUUAACUCUUUCUCCAAUUAGGGCUAUCUUCAUAGCAUUGGACCCUUACGUAGCAUGGAGGAUGUGUUUUUGUUAUAAAAAUUUUUCUUUAGCCACUUCCCUCCCCUUCUUGCCCCUCGGUGUCUGCUCCCCUCAGUUUUGGCAUCAUCUUAUUCUAGAGGUGCCAGGUUUUGGUUUUUUUCCUGUGUAAUUUUAGGUUUGCUUGAUGAUGUAAAUCUUCACAUUGGAGAUAUAUUAAUAGUAUCUUGCUCAUCUUUAUUCUAGCUUUCCUGUUUGUGAAGGAUUCAACUACUUUCCUUCCACGCCCCAUACUUUUCACCAGACUUCUCUUGUUAUUUGAGGGCACUUGGAUAUCUGAAGUUGGUAUUUGUAGCUGAUCAGUCUAUAGGUGCCAAGAACUAUGCUGCCGAAGGUGAUCUUGGCUCCUUAAUGGCCCUUCUGGCCCCUUGGAUAGUUAACAGCUAUGUAAUUCUAAUCUUUUCUGUGUUUUCAUUGCCUUAACCACAAAUUGUGGUGCUUUUUGUAUAUUUUAUGUAUAAAUCACAAAGUUGAAUUCUGACUAUUUUUAAGACAAAAGUCUGUUAAACUUUUUUAUUGUAAAGAAUAUUUAUUAUGCGAAUCUAUUAUUUUAUGAUAUUUAUUGCAAAAGACUGUUGAAAUGUACUCGUCUGAAUAUAACAAAAUAUCAAUACGUAACAGAAAAUAAGGUGACACGAAGAAAGUACAUAUGUUAACUAUAAUGCAGAAAAUAUAUCAAUUAAUGAAACUGUCUCUUGAUUUCUUCAUUUAUUAGUCUGUACUAUUACGGUGAUUUUUGUCAUUUGCUUUGCCUCUUCAUGCACACCCGUUUCUUGCAUAUACCAAAUCUAGACAGAUGAGCUCAAAUUUUGAAUUAGAUGUGUCCUGGAAAAUGCAUUAAUCAAAAUUUUGUAAUCCAAAUUCUGUUUGAACAAAUACCCAUGUGAAUCCAUUUUAUAGUAAAAAUUUUUGUAAUCAAUAUUAACUCUCCUUACUUUGGCUAUUUUGUAAGUAAAAAGUUUUGUGUGUAUCAUAGUUUCUUGGGAUAGAGCAUAUCAGGUUUUUAAAAAUGUUUUAACUGUCUUGGGUUAAUCUGAAAUUAGUCUUCAUCACAAGACUUAGUUCUGUAGACAUGCUAGGAGUUUCUGGCAUAGUCACUUUAAUAAAACUAUUCUAGAGAGUGUAGCAAGAAAAUAGCUCACAACACCAAAGAGAUGUUUUAAAAACAUUCCUGUCCCUAUACGUUUUCAUUUCCUUUAGUAAGUCUUUCCUGUGACCUGAUCAAACUACAUUUCAUCAUGUCUUGUACAGUAAGAAAUCUGAGGGACUGAAACUUUGUAUAGAAGUUAAUAUUUUUAUUUUCUAGUCUGCUGAAACCACUACAUAGGUAGAAUCUUUGGGUCUGAUAAAAUUUUGUUGAUAUGAAUCUUCAGAUUCAGCUUUACUAAUUCUCCUUAUGCCUAAGUGAUAUGUCCAACCUAAAUAAUAAUCUUCAAUUGAGAAUAAGGUGUUGACAAUUUGAACUCAGGAUUUAGGCUAUCAGAAGUCUUGUUGAGCUUUUCAACUUUGGUUGUUAUCUCUUAGAUAAUUUGGCUACUAAUUUGGGGGAUAUUUAUUCUUUGUAAAUAGGCUUUGAAUUUGUUUUAAACAGACAAGGGGUAAGUGAUAACUUUUUAUUGCUUUCUCAUCAAGCCACUAAACCUGUUAAUUAGCAUUGUGACAUUUUAUAUAAUCAAACAUUUUCUCUAUGCUCUGAAAGCAGGUAUGUUUUUUAAAAUGAAUAUUUAUUUAUGUUUUGGAGGUCAUUUAAUGCAUGGUAUUUCAAAGUGUGAACUUAUUUCCUCUUGUACUCAAGCUAUGUGUAUUAUCACUGGUCUCUUAAAAUUCAGUAUUUCAUUGAGAUUUGGAUCCUUAAUGAAGUGUAUGAACACAGACUCCUUCAGAAUACUGUGUAAUUUUUUUCUGUUAUUAUUCAGACUCUUGGUAUCAUUAGGAGUUGGUAUAAGAGCUGUCUGUUGCUAUAAUACCCAGACUCAGAAAUUCUAAUUUUUAUUUAAAGAAAUUCAUGACUUAUGUGAGAAUGAAGUAUGCUGUGGACUUUUAAUUUUUAACUUCAGGCUACAUGCAGAAUACAUGACGAUUAAAAUCUUAAGAUGGUGGUCUCUGCAGCUGCUAGGGCCCUAGCCGUUCUCUGGUAUCAAGUCAGGCCCGUAUUUGGAAGUAGCAAUAAAUAGGUCAGAGGGCCAAACUUCUAACAGGCUUGUCAAGUGGCAGAGCAUCACCCCUUUAAUUCAAAACUUCCUCCUUUAUGAUGGUUUAAACCUAGAAGGAAAAAAUGUGAGGGUGUGUCCUCAUAAGUGCUUGUGGGUCCUAAAACUGAUCAUUUUAAAGUGCUCAGGUUGUGAAACCACCAACCACGCUAAAAUUUCUUAGAGCUCCACUGCUGUGUACUUGAUACUGCUAAAUGGAGAAGAGCCUACCAAGUAGGUGGGCUUUCUUCUUCUUAAUUCCACAAUUUUGUCCCUCUUCCUUAACUGCUGCAGCUUGGUCGAAUGAAUGUUUUUGUUACAGAGUUCUUUGCCAGCAUAUUUCCUGACUGCCAGUUUUUUUGUUUUCAAAUAAGUUCUAUUGAGAUAAUUUAAUUGUGAAUAAAAUCAAUACAGGAUUUUG
Manis pentadactyla (Chinese pangolin) is the source of this 5780-nucleotide messenger RNA. It is a transcript of the gene SPRY1, whose product is annotated as sprouty RTK signaling antagonist 1. Gene Ontology annotation, biological process: negative regulation of MAP kinase activity; negative regulation of fibroblast growth factor receptor signaling pathway; multicellular organism development. The record is from RefSeq and is a predicted model, not a curated record. The transcript is spliced from 4 exons. Gene Ontology annotation, cellular component: cytosol; membrane. Bases 1632 to 2663 code for a protein of 343 amino acids. Lineage: Eukaryota; Metazoa; Chordata; Mammalia; Pholidota; Manidae.